ACUUUAAAAAGAAAAAAUGAAUGGAAAUAUCUCACUAGCCACGUGGCGCUGCUUCUGCUUUCUACUAUAUAUUGAACCAUAGCCCCCUUUCUUAAAUUUCAUUCCUAACUUUGGAAAUUUGGUUAUAAUCUCCAACUCAAAUCCAAGGAAAUUAGUCUGUUUCAUUUUAUCAGAAGAAAGUAAGUGAAAAAUGGCGGCAGCAACUUGUAUUGAUAUUAUUGUGGCAAUUAUUUUGCCCCCUCUUGGUGUAUUCCUCAAGUUCGGCUGCAAGCAUGAAUUCUGGAUAUGUUUGCUGCUCACCCUUUUUGGUUAUAUUCCUGGAAUCAUAUAUGCUGUCUAUGCCAUCACAAAGGAUUCGAAUUAGUACUUCUACCACGGUGAGAGAUUCAAAUGGUGGAGGCUCUUGUUGAUGUGCUUGCAAAAUAUAUGGAUUAAAAAACAUAUUCGUGUUUGAAUUUUUUUUCUAAAGUCUCUUGAUUUUUUAGGAGAUCUCAUUUGACAUCAUCGUUUGUAAUGUGUCGUGUAGUUACUUAUUUAGUGUUCUUUGUGUCGACGUGUUUCAUACAGAUGUAAGUAUAAGUUAUUGUUGGUUGUGUUUGCAAUUUUUAUGAUUAUCUUGAUUUGAUUAGUAAAGUUUGACUAUCUUUUAUUUGUUGUGCCAA
Messenger RNA from Salvia hispanica, 662 nucleotides. RefSeq names its product hydrophobic protein RCI2B-like. Gene Ontology annotation, cellular component: membrane. Lineage: Eukaryota; Viridiplantae; Streptophyta; Magnoliopsida; Lamiales; Lamiaceae. The record is from RefSeq and is a predicted model, not a curated record.